AUGCAGACGAAAUAUCCAGAAAUCGUUUAUACUGUACGUGAUAACUUACCAACCCUUAAUAAUUCAAAAGAUUCAUGGGAAGAACUCGAAAAAAUAUAUUGUAACGUGCCCGAAAUUAGAGACAUGUGGAGUACACGUUCUGCAGACAAUGUUCCGUUCGACUCACAAACAGAAUCUUAUUUAAGCUUACAGAAAAAUAACAAAGUCAACAAUAAAGCAUUGGAGAUAUUGUCUAUUUCUCUUAAAAAAGAU
Messenger RNA from Cotesia congregata, 252 nucleotides. The record is from the annotation of a GenBank genome assembly. NCBI's taxonomy places the organism in Eukaryota, Metazoa, Arthropoda, Insecta, Hymenoptera, Braconidae.